This is a messenger RNA of Cryptomeria japonica (Japanese cedar), 399 nucleotides long. RefSeq lists its product as uncharacterized. The transcript has a single exon. Bases 1 to 399 code for a protein of 132 amino acids. The record is from RefSeq and is a predicted model, not a curated record. Gene Ontology annotation, molecular function: RNA-DNA hybrid ribonuclease activity; nucleic acid binding. NCBI's taxonomy places the organism in Eukaryota, Viridiplantae, Streptophyta, Pinopsida, Cupressales, Cupressaceae.
AUGUUUGGUACGUACGGAAAUAUUGGUUGUGCUACAAAUAAUGAAGCAGAAAUAAGAGCCCUUGAGGCCGGGUUAUUACUUUGCAAACAGAAAGGUUUAUCAAAUGUACAGAUUGAGGGUGAUUCUCAAAUAAUUAUAAAUGGGGUGACUGCCACUAGACUACUAAAUUGGAAACUAGCUAAAUGGCUGCCUCGCAUUCAGUCUCUACUCCAAGCAAUCAAUCCAUAUGAAAGAUCUCACAUACAUAGGGAAGGUAAUCGAGUGGCAGACCUGCUUGCUAAUCUCAGAGUCAAUUCAGAUUCUGCAGAAGUGUCAAUGGAUCCCAAGACAUUGAGUUUGGAGAUUACAGACUUGUGUAGAAAGGACAUAUUGAUAAGGAAAUGUGACAGGGUUGGAUGA